UGCAUCCCUACCAAAGUCUUACAUGCUGGUGGGUAAGACUACUUUGGUGAUGAAAGAUGUCAUAACCAUGUUGUUGGAGAAUGAUAAGUUUCUUAGGGAGGAUGAUGGUGCCAAUCAAAAUAAUGCUUUGGUGAUGGAACAAUCUCAGGGAAGAUACAAUGGAUGUGGAGGUGGAGGAAAUGAAGAAAGGUCAAAAUCUAGACCUAAGAAGGAUUAUGGUGAAGUGCAGUGUUUCUAUUGUAUGUUAGCUUGUGAAGAGUGUGAUCCUGAGGUGGAGCAAAACAAUCAAAGGUGGAUUUUGGACUCUACUGCAACUGUGCAUCUGUGCAAUAAUCCUUCUAGAAUUCUGAGUUUGGUUUGGAGGAAGCUUGGCAAAAUAAAGUAUGUCGGAAAGCAAGAAUGGCACAAGGUUUACAAAGGUGGAAGACUUGUCUUGCAUGGGAGGAAGAACAAGCACGACAACUAUGUGCUUGAGCAAGAUCCCAAGAAAGGGCUUAACAAGACCAUGAGGAAGAUGGUGUGGAAGCCUAAAGGGAUCUUGGUAGAUGGCAAAGAAAUUAAUAAGACCAAGAAGAAGGCAAGCUUAAACAAUGAAGUGGUAUUUGAUGAUGGUUCGAGGAGGAGGAAACUCUCAAAAAAACAAGAUGCCAUGAUGAAGUGUUCUCGAGCAAGGGGAGCUGAAUUAUGGUAAUGUUGAUGUGUGUGGAGUUAUGGUUGGUUUCUCCUCCCAUGGGGUUGGAGGGGGAGAUUGUUGGUAGAAAGUCCAACCCCAUGUGAACACAUGGACUUUCCAUGUGGUGAAAUUUCUUCACCAACCUAGCUAGUUGUGGGCUAGCAUUUGCUUUGUUGAAAUCAUGCAAGAUUGCAUGUUGACUCAUUUAAUAAACAAAGAAAAUCAUG
Messenger RNA from Rubroshorea leprosula, 900 nucleotides. The record is from the annotation of a GenBank genome assembly. Lineage: Eukaryota; Viridiplantae; Streptophyta; Magnoliopsida; Malvales; Dipterocarpaceae.